AUCGAGUGAACGGUCCCAGCGCACAGUCGUAAAAGUUGCCCGAGUUUAUCCAGUUGGCCAGGUUGUACAUGUGAGAGGACGGAACAAGCAGUUUCCAGAGGGAACACACUGCAACCAACGCGCGCCGCCACAUCAGGAGAAAACGAAAGAACGAGACAGAAGAUAAACAGGUCUUCUACGCUACAAUCAAGUCACCGCCGCAGCAGUAGGGCAGGGCAGCGCAGUGUGCAACCACAACACACCUGUUUGUUAUUUUGUGGAAGGUGGUGGUAUUAUUUUAGUGGAAGCAGAAAAGCGUGCCAGGUGAAAAUGCAUAUUUAAUCGAAGCAAUUAAAAACCAUCGAGUUCGCAUUUUAAUAAGCAGUGAAAGGGGUCUGUGAUAACGGAAUACUGCAGUGAAGUACAAAGGGAGCGUGACAAAAUUCUUCACGAUCGCAGGGUGCGUACACACGGUUUAGAAAACUGCGCUUCAAAAAUAGAUCUCUCAGCACGCUGGCGGAAGAUCUCCGAAGAGUAGAGACGCGUACAAAACGGUAUAGGUGUGUGCAUUUGGGCAGUGUUUAGGUGGUGCACGGAAGGAGAGGCAGCGAGAGAGAUCGCAAGAUUCCCGUUUUGUUUUGAGUGUGGUGUGCGGUGCAAAAGUGUCACACUCUAGGCACCGUAGUAGCGGCGAAGUGUAUUUAGGUUUGAAGUCUCGGGAAGAGAAAGUUUCCAAUAAGUGUAUUGAAGCAGCCGCUGCCGCAACCGCGUGGAAUCGUAGCCAGCCAUGAUGACCGAAACGGUGGUAACGGUGGAUCAGUCACAGGCAGCGCCGCCUACUGCGGCCCAGCACGGGCAAGCCAAACCGGAUAACAGCUUGAACUGGAUAAAGUUCAACUUUCAGUACUUCCAGUCCAUCCCGGGGAUUUUGAAACUGGUGCAGCUG
Aedes albopictus (Asian tiger mosquito) is the source of this 925-nucleotide messenger RNA. RefSeq names its product CKLF-like MARVEL transmembrane domain-containing protein 4. The record is from RefSeq and is a predicted model, not a curated record. Lineage: Eukaryota; Metazoa; Arthropoda; Insecta; Diptera; Culicidae. Gene Ontology annotation, cellular component: membrane.